Xyrichtys novacula (pearly razorfish) is the source of this 6456-nucleotide messenger RNA. NCBI's taxonomy places the organism in Eukaryota, Metazoa, Chordata, Actinopteri, Labriformes, Labridae. The record is from the annotation of a GenBank genome assembly.
AUGAGUAUAAACAACGGUCAAACUCUGACUGUGAGUGGACAGGAUAUCCGAGCCCCCUGGGAGGAUGCUCGGGUGGUUUUGAAGCCCUCCACUCCCACCAAGAAACCCAAACCAGUGAGUAUCAACUCAGUCUUCUUUAUGCAGUAUCCACCCAUAGGUACAGCUUCCAUGAAGUCAUGCCUAUAUCAACUAUUUUUAUCCUCAGAGCAAAAUAGUUAUAAAAUUGAAUUUGAAUAUCUUGCCAUCACUUUGGAGCUGUGUUAUUUUACAGAUACCUGUUAAUGUUAUGUGACAAAUGACAGAUGAGGGAAAGGCAGACACGCUGAUCUCUCAACUUUUAUCAGAGUCUACAGUCAGGUUAAACAGCAGAUGGGUUUAUACCAGACGUAUUCACAGGAGCAGCGAUGAAAACCUCACUGAGAUAAAAGUUACAAAGACAUGGUCAGCUGAAACAGGAUACGGAGGCUCAGUUGAGGUUUUGGAAACUGUACAAAGCACGCAGGGCUCUUGUUGCAGAUCAGGUGCAUACUGCUCUGUAGUUCAGCUCAGGUUGAUUUCUUUUUGUGAUAGAGGGUGCACCAAAGUUUUCAGCUUUGCAGCUUGCAGGAUGCAGUGAGUGGGGUCAUAAAGAGAUUUGGGGAGAAAGAUGCAUCUGUUUGUUUGAUACUUUCCAAAGAAGGGGUAUUUUUUAGGACCUUGUGUACAUCAGAAUUUUUUUUCCUAGUCUUUAUAUGCUAUAUGUCAGUUUCUUCAAUGUUAUUUUAAAAUUAGCCUCCCCGCAAUAGUUAUCAAUCGUUACAAAAUGCUGAGACGAAUAUCUAAACACAAAAUAGAGAGCUAUAUAUUGACCAUGUACACUAUUCUGUUGUUUUCUCAGCGUCCAAAGAGUUAACAGGUGGCACUCAGUCUGGUAUGUGUGUCUGCACUAUCACAGUCCAGCAGAGGAAAGUAUUCCCUAUCAAACUGUCACUUCUAUUCAGUCUCCCCAGCUCAGUUGUGUGUCAGGCAAAGGCAAUAAAGCCUUCAUUAAGUAAUUCAUUUCCGAAAUGUCCGAGGCAGCAAAUCAGCAGACUCUCCUCCAGCACUUUGAUAUUACUUGUCAUGAAAAAUCAGCUCUCCUGAUCCCAGUAAGGCAACAAGCAGACAUCUAAAUAUAACAUUUCAUUUGCUCUAUCCUCUAGCCAAAGCCUGAGAAUGCCAUAACCAUCGCCGUGUCGGCACGAGUUCUCUUCAACAUGGAGAAAGAGCAACAGAUCUAUGAGCAACAAGGCAUGGAGGAGUACGUCAAGUAUCAGGUGGAGCACGAAACGCAGCCCUUCAGCCCAGGACCUGCUUUCUCUUUUGUCAAGGUCUGAGUCCACGAAUAGUAAGAGGUGGAGAAACAAGCGCACACACACGCAAUAUAUCAACCCCUCUGCAGAGCUAAACCACAGUAUCAGUGUUUUACAUUGGGUCGUGUCUCUGGAGGCGGUGACUGAGAAAAAGGAUUAAACACCAACGCACUCACUCACUCACACACACACACACACACACACACACACACACACACACACACACACACACUCUUCCAUCCCUACUGCAGUGAUAUUGUUAUUUCUCGGGACUUCAGUCUGUGUUUGUCAUGUUGCCAGGCUCUGGAGGCUGUGAACACUCAACUGAGAGAGCUUUACCCUGAGAGCGAGGAGCUUUUUGAUGUUGUGCUCAUGACCAACAACCACGCAUAUGUUGGCCUAAGACUCAUCAAUACCAUCAAUCAUCACCGUGAGUAACUGAAGCACAUCACAGCUGCAGUGUCUUUGAGGCACACUUGAUGAAUAACCUUUUCUCUUGUAUUGUCAUCCCUCUGGUGGCUCAGGGGUAAAGGUUUCUUUCAAAUGCUAUUAGUGUUUUGAUCUAAGCACCUGCAUUAAUAGUGAAGUGCCCUUUGGCAAGGCACCGAGUCCCAACUUGCCUUCAGCAAAGACACUGAUGCAUGUCUUCCUAUGAUGGAUAGCUUGGCACUUGUAUCAGCUUCAUCCAUCAGUGUCUGAAUGUGUUUGGGAGUGAGUGACUUUGAUGUGUGGUUUGAAGAUCAAAAAAAAUGUUGCAGAUGUGCAUUAAAUUUCCCCCGUUUUCACCAUGUUUACAUUACAACAUGGAACAGCAAGAAGGAGGCAAAACAGUCUUAAAAUCCCUGGGAUGUUUGCUAUAGGUCACUGGUGACAUCUUUUUCUCUGUACACUGACAAUGUUAUUUUUUUCUUUAUCUGUCCAGCUGCAAAUCUCUAAAUUCUCAUAAGUGCCUUGCCUUUACUUUUCACAUAUGCACACGGAAAACAGGGUAGGAGUGCCCUUUUUCGCCUAAGAUUUUAGCACUCUAUGCUUGUACGUGGAAAGCCAAAGAACCAUACCGCCACAUAUAAUCUAUUGCAAAGGAGAGGGAGAUUGCACAAGAGGAAAAAUUUCCCAUAAUUUGAUCUAAUAUCUAAAAUAGCUUACCUACAGCCAACUUGAUUCAUGGGCUCACUAAAAGAUCAAGCUGAGACCUAUAAAAGUUUCUACUUUUACCAAAUAAGUGUCCUGUACAUAACUUAAAAAUAAAAGCAUUGCGAGGAAUCAGUCUUUUGUUCUGAUAAGCAUUUAAGGAGCGCUUCUACCCUAGUUUUUCAACAAAUUCAGCACUGAUCGUUCUUCUCUCAAUUUUGUAAAUAUAUGUGUAGGGUGACCAGAUUUCAACUGAUAUACUUAAAUGACUCUCAGAUUGAGAUACUCAAAUAAUAGCCACUCAAAAUUUACCCGAAGAUGCCUUAUAAUUUCAGUAUAUUUAAAGUAUGCCUCCUCUGUGUGAAUAAAAAAUCAUUAUAUAACCAACUAAAAGACACAAAUUCAGAUAGGCUUCUCAGAGGUUACUUAACAUAUUUAUGACAAGUUUAAAAAAUAACAAAUAAAUAAUGAUAGAAAUAAGAUAUUUCAUAAAUGAAUAAAUAAAUGAUAAAUAACCCAAAAAUACCUCUGCUUUAUCAGCAAUCCAACUUACACAAAAAUAGCUCUCACAAACUUGUGGAAAAAAAAAAAAAACUUACAAAAAAUAUGUAUCACUUUAGUUUUCUUUUUCAUCCUAGUGGCCCAAUGAAAACCAGGACAUUUUCAUCAAUUUAUGAAAAAGAAAACAGGACCACCAGGACAGGAUAUGAAAACAUGUCCCGGGAAAACAGGACGCUUGGUCACCGUAUACUCAUGUAGCCUGUGAAAAAAUAGGCCUGAACAGCCCAGUCUUUUAACAUCUUUCCGUAAUAAGAUCAAGAACCGUCACAGAGCCAACAUGCUUCCUGUGUGAGGCACCCAAGGGUACCACUGGCUGAAGAAAAGCAAGCCAGAUCAGGGUUUACCGUACCAGACUGUACCAACAGUCCUGAACCAUACCAGACAGCUUGGUGGGAACAGACUAUUUUUGCUACUUUUGCACUGAUUGUUGACAUUUUUCAAGCAAAUUGACUAAAAUCUCGGUUUUUUGUAGAUGGGGUCACGAUUCAUACUUGAUCAGGUUUUUUUUAUCAUAUGAGCCCCUGAAAAAGUAUGGGUCCUAGACCAGGUUCACUUCCUGACUCACACACUCACAGUAAGGGUGGUCUGGAAUCAAUGUGCCGACAGUGUGUCGAUUCUCUUGCUGCUCUGCACAGCUGGUCCUGUCUAUUCCCAAACUGUGUGACUUCAUGACCCAUGUCCGCAAGACCCAGUCCAUGGUCAAACAGACAUGUGAGCAUGCACUGUACAUAAAGUCCACUCAAACGUCCUAAAACCCUUGAGGAUACAGACAGGAGAGCUAAAGGACAGUAAGCCCUGAUGUAUCUUGGCCCCUUUGCACCCAUGAAGCACUUCAAUUUAUUUAGUGAUGAUAUAAAGCAGCACUGCAGAAUAGUGAAUAUGUCGAGUUGUUAAGGACUUUGUUUGCAUGUUUAGGCUCAGUUAGAACCUUCACUGAGUUUUUAACAUCGGAACUAUGACCCAUCUUUUUCAUUUAGGCUCCUUUUGGGGGCCUUGAAACCUAGGAGAGACGGGAAAUGUGGGACGAGACAGGAGGAUGUCAUCCACCAAAUACUGCCAGGGGGAAAUACACAGGGGCCCUACUCUAUAAACUGAGUUACACUAGCACCCCUUAUGUACAGGAUUAAUUCCUAAUGAAGUCCAGAGUGUUCAUAGAUUCUCACUCCGUUUAAGGGGUCUCUCUCUCUUUGAGGUUAAGCUGGGACUUUCUCAUGGUCCACAAUGUGACCCCAGGGGAAUGGUGGGAGUUGGGGAUCUGCAGCCUUAACUCCUCACAGAGGGUUUGUCAGUCUUACACUGAGAGCCCACUGAUGCAGUGAAGCCGAGUGGAAAAAUCUGCACAGCCAGAGACAAGAUGUCAGCCUCUCCUCUUUCAUGUCACUUUGGGUUUUUCUUCCUCUUUUCUUGAUCUGUCUCCCAAAGCUGCAAACGAACUAACAGUCAGUAUUUGACUAAUUUUGAUUCUACGCUGCUCUUUCAAUUUUUGAUUUUUCUUCUCUGCAGAAUUAUUCAUCGAGCGCUUCUGUAUGACUGGAGGAAACAGUCCUAUAGGAUAUUUAAAGGCCUACCACACCAACCUAUACCUGUCUGCCGAUCCCACCAAGGUUCGAGAAGCUCUGGAAGAAGGUACAUGAUGCCAAAAGAAGGUUAUAAUUACCCAAAGAGGUGAAAUCUAAGUCAGAUGAACUAAUGUAAACCUUAUUUCAACAAUAAAUUCAGGUAUUGCGGCAGCCACCAUGUUCACCCCGGAGAAGAUCACUGAAGUGUCGGACACUCAGCUGCGUGUUGCCUUCGAUGGAGACGCCGUCCUCUUCUCGGAUGAGUCAGAGCGCAUUUACAAAGCCCAUGGGUUGGACAAGUUCUUUGAGCAUGAGAAGGCGCACGAGAACAAGCCUCUGGACCACGUACAGACACACACACACACACACACACACACACACACACACACACACACACACACACACACAUACAGACGCAUCAUCAACUAUUUAAACAUCAAUAUUUUUAGUUUUUAUAUUAACAAAGAGAACAACCACAGUUUGAUAAGCUGCAGGUUUUACUCAUGCUCUUUAACAAUCAUAUCUUUUAAAUAUGAUCACCUUCAUCUACGACAGACAAAACCCAGUUGUAUUAACCCUCCUCCUGUGUUAGGGUCUGCAACGUCCCGUUUUUGUUUUUAAUGCUUAAAAGAAACACUUAAAUUAGCGUUUUGCAUCAAGACUUUUUGACUUGGUCAGGAAACUCUAUUUCAACAAAAUAAAAAUUAAAUUGACUAAAUUAUAAAAUGCUUUUAUUAAAAUUAUGGCACUUGUCGUGUUGUUAGGGUUGCUGUUGACCCAUUUAGAUUAAUAUCUAAUAAUUACAGCAAAAACUAAAAUCGUAAGUGCACUGUCAGGCACCACACUGACGAUCAGAUCCUCUGCCAAUCAUGUGAGAUUUAGAAAAUUCUCAUUUUGCCGUGUUUUUCCCUGCACAAAAAAACACGUCAGGCAUGUCCAGACAUGUAAGAUCAAUUCAGUAUAGAUGUCUGUAUGAGGGUAAUACUGACAAAGAAAAGCCCAUAAAAAACUAUUAUCAGCAAUAUUUUCAUGGAUAAUGAAGCCUUACAAGGUAACCUAGAGAUGAGAACCAAUUUGGAUGAUAGAAAUGAGAAAUGUUUUUAGGGUAAUUUACAGCUGAUUUAAGACACGACCCUUAACAUAGUGGGUGCAUAGUAAAAGCUUACACAGGAGGAAGGUUAAGGCAGCAGGUUAAUUCUGCUUAUUGAAGGGCAGAUUCAGACUUUUUUGACUGGAUUGAUACCAGGACACUGACUUAUGCAACAACAGCAUUUGGUCCCUGAUAAAUCAUGGUUCAGAAUUGGUCAGGUGGCCAGUUAUGCUUUUUGUGGGACCCUGGACAGCUCCUGGAUCUUCCUUUAUGCAUUUGAACAAUCGGUUCGAAACUUUGGAGUCCUAAAUAGAAAAUAAGGCAUGCAACUGUGUAGAUCUGAACACAACACACACACUGCCAAAAAGCUUCCUAUCAGAGACAGUGAGCUUUCUUCUUCUCUGUUCUGCAGGGUCCUCUGAAGGGAUUCUUGGAGGCCUUGGGAAAACUGCAGAAGAAGUUUUAUGGUAAAGGCCAGCGCAUGGACUGCCCCAUCCGGACCUACUUGGUGACAGCGCGCAGUGCGGCCAGUUCUGGUACCAGAGCCCUGAAAACUCUGCGCUCAUGGGGGCUGGAGAUUGAUGAGGCCCUGUUUCUGGCAGGAGCGCCCAAGGGUCCCAUGCUUGAGAAGAUCAGGCCGCACAUCUUCUUUGAUGACCAGAUGUUUCAUGUAGAGGGUGCAGCAGAAAUGGGGACAGUAGCUUGCCACGUGCCCUAUGGGAUAGCUCAAAGAAUCCCCAAAAUCGGAAUUAAAGACAGAGGGACAUCUUCAGCACCCAAAUAG